Colletotrichum higginsianum IMI 349063 is the source of this 2157-nucleotide messenger RNA. RefSeq names its product C3h4 type zinc finger protein. Bases 1 to 2157 code for a protein of 718 amino acids. The record is from RefSeq and is a predicted model, not a curated record. Lineage: Eukaryota; Fungi; Ascomycota; Sordariomycetes; Glomerellales; Glomerellaceae. The transcript is spliced from 2 exons.
AUGGACGAAACUAUGGACUACACAUAUCACCACCAAGAGCAGGCCCAGGGCCAGGGCCAGCUCCCAUUCUCGCAACAGCGAUCCCGGUGCCCCUACUACAACCGAAACGAGCAUCACCAGCAACUCCCCGGCAUCCCACAGCAGCACCGCUCGACGAUGCAUUACGAUCCUGUCCACGCCUCUGCAGGCCACUGGCAUCCCCAGGGACAACUGCCCCCCUAUCACUGGCAACAUCACAUGCUGGGUCACCACCCUCAGCUGGUGCCUCAACAACAACGGUCUUCGAGCGCGGUCUCAGAUCCCCAUUUUUACAAUCAUGGAUCGGCCUCGAGUUUUGGCAAUGGCGCGGGUGGCUAUUCGGGUGUUGCCCCAAAUGAGAUGGGAGGAGGACCUCAGACGGUGCAUCCGCCCUUCCCUCACACUCAACUUCCUCCCGUGAGAUAUAAUCCUUCGUCGUCCCUUGCAGCCAGCCAGCCGACUGCAGGCCAGCCCGUCUUCAGCCCUGAAAGACCAUUUGGACAGAACACGGCGUCCCGCAACGGUGCAUUCAACGCAGCUUCGCAUUCUCUCAACGCAUCGACGACACCCAACACCCAGGACGCUUCAGAACCCAGCGCUGAGCCUACCCGGCCGGCCCAGUCCGCCACUUCAGAGUCCACAGGCACUCUGAGCCAGGCGCCGCCUCCCAACAGCACCGGCAGCAUCCAGUUCGGAUCUGCUCCGCCGUCGUCUGCACCCCAGCCCUACUCAACGUUCCCCCUUGCGCCUUAUCGAAUGCAUCGCUCGGCUGCUUCAGGUGAGAUGAACGCGUUUAUAGGCGGCAGCGGCGGCAGCCUGUUGUUUUCUCAUCACGCUUACGCUUUUACAGGUGGCCCCCCAACCACGAACCCAACCAGCAACUUCGUGCCGCCAAACUUGCGCCGAGCCCCAGGAAACCCCCGCCGCACCAUGUCGCGAAGGCAGAGCCCACCCUCGGACGCUGACAUGGAUUCUGAAAGAGAGUUGAGGAUGAUGGAGCAGGUGAUCCACGCGAACGGAAAUGCAGGCCGCCUGCUGGACGGCGAUCACCACAUGGACCCUGUGCGCGCCGCCCAGUUCUUACGCGGUUCAGUCACAACGAAGUACGUGGCAUCUCCAUCGGCCAUACUGUCGCUGCAGAGUGUGCCGAUUUCGGACCUGCCCGAGAGCGAAAGAACUUGCGUCAUCUGCUACAACGAAUUCGGUGUGGAGACUCCAGAGGGCGUCAAGGAGGCGCCACUGCGGCUACCCAAGUGUAAACACGUCUUUGGCGACCAUUGCAUCAAGAAGUGGCUGGAGGAAUCGGACAGCUGCCCUUACUGCAGGGACAAGGUGCCGAACGAGCCCAGGGUCACGUCGACGAACCCCAACGUCAACAGCAUGCUUCGUAACCGUAGCCAAGUGACGCUAGGGGGCUACGCUGGGUUCAUGAGAGAGAGGGAUGCCAACCUGGCAUACGAUGAGUCGAGCCGGUUUUUGGUAGCCGGCUCCGGCCAUGGCGAACGUCGCUCACCGCCGACUGACAGCGGCGAAGGCCGCCGUAGGAUUCGUCCCCGGCAUGGCAGUCUCCGCGGACCCGGCUCUCCGUCUUCCCCGGGCGGCUCGCGGCCGGCAUCCUUCGGUUCUUCUUCGUCUUCAACCAACCACGAGAACAACCGAAGGUCGCAUGCCGCCGUCGCCGCCGCCGCAAACCGCGCGUACCUGUCGAACACGAACACGACCACCCGACCAAGUCACGGCUCCGCUGCGCAGGUCACGUUGCCCAGAGGAAACACGUCUCAGUAUCAGGUCCCCAGUCUCGGCCACGGUCCCAUGAUGGAGACGUUAACCUCGGUGACGUCGACGAUGUCGACUUACAUGCAGCAGGAAAUGCGCCAAGGUAACCCUCCCGGAGGACAAGGCGGCGGCUUCGUGAACCCGCCCAAUCGAAGCUCCUUGCCGGCGCCUCUUCCCGGAGCCUGGGUUUCCGGGACUCCUGCCUCGUCGGAUGACUUGCAUCGACGCAUGAUGCUUGGCGACAACAACAGCAACAACAACCACAACAACAACCACAAUAAUAACAACAACAACAACAACAACAACAACAACACCAACGACGAAGAUCAGGCUCACACCGGUGCUCAAUGGGGACAACAGUAG